AAAAUCAUUCUUUUCUUCUCUACUCUUCCACUAAACUCAACCAAAAGAGAGAAAAAAAAAAAGGAAGUUUUUAUUUUUUAUUUUUAAUUUCCAAAUGGAAAUCGAUCCCCUUCCAAACGGCAGCGGUUCGGUGGGGACAACAAUCCCCGAAGCCGCCGCCGCCACGACAACCGCAGCCACCGCCGCAUUGAAAACAACGCCGUCCUCGAAACUGAGCCAGCUAACGGAAUCUUUGAAAUUAGAGCACCAAUUAUUGCGUGUUCCCUUUGAACAUUACAAGAAAACGAUCCGAGCAAAUCACCGAGCCGUCGAGAAAGAAGUCUCCGCCGUCAUUUCGAGCGUCGCUGACGUGGCUGACUGUAACGAACCCUCUAAAGAGGACGCCGUCUUGAAUCUCACCUCCCUUGUUUCCCGUUUGCAAGGCCUCAAACGCAAGUUGGAAGAGGGGAGUCGAACAGAGAACUUACAGGCACAAAGGUGUCGGGCUCGUCUUGAUCACUUAGAAUCAGUGGAUGCUGAGAACCUGUCUGAAUGGAAUAAUGUGCGAUUGAAGCGGAUUCUUGUGGACUACAUGUUGCGAAUGUCAUAUUAUGACACUGCAAUGAAGCUGGCAGAAAGCAGCAACAUACAGGAUCUUGUUGAUAUUGAUGUUUUCCAAGAAGCUAAGAAAGUUAUUGAUGCCCUUAGAAAUCAGGAGGUGGGUCCUGCUCUUGCCUGGUGUGUGGAUAACAAAUCACGGUUGAAGAAGUCCAAGAGCAAAUUUGAAUUCCAGUUGAGACUUCAGGAGUUCAUUGAGUUGGUACGAGCUGAAAACCAUAUGCGUGCUAUUUUGUAUGCUCGAAGGCACCUUGCAAUAUGGGGAGCAACUCAUUUGAAAGAAUUGCAGCGAGUCAUGGCAACAUUGGCCUUUAGAAGUAAUACUGGAUGUGCUAAGUACAAGGUUUUGUUUGAACCUAAGCAGUGGGACUUCCUGGUAGAUCAGUUUAAACAGGAGUUCUGCAGGUUAUAUGGCAUGACCCUGGAGCCAUUGCUGAAUAUUUACCUACAAGCAGGCUUGUCUGCUUUGAAAACUCCAUACUGUUAUGAAGAUGACUGCACCAAGGAGGACCCAUUGUCACAGGACAGCUUCCGGAAGUUGGCAUUGCCUUUGCCAUACUCCAAGCAGCACCACUCAAAGCUAGUAUGCUACAUAACCAAAGAGCUAAUGGAUACAGAGAACCCGCCGCAAGUCUUGCCUAAUGGCUAUGUCUACAGCACUAAGGCUCUCAAGGAAAUGGCUGAGAAAAACAAUGGUACUAUUACAUGUCCAAGGACGGGUCUGGUCUGCAAUUAUUCAGAGCUGGUAAAGGCUUAUAUCUCAUAAAUCUGCAUGGUCAAGACUUGUAAACGUAUUUAAGAGAAAAAUUCUUCCGGACUGUUUCCUCAAGUUGUUGAGCGAUUUCUGCACCAUCUGUGGAUACUUCGGUGCUUAUGACAUUUGAAAAUUUUCUGAUUCCAGAACUUUACAUAGCAAUUCUUCUUGUACCUUAAAAACUUGUUAGUUUUUGAAGAAUUCAGCUCUUGUGAAUAUGCAGGACAAAAAAAAAAAAGAAAAGUUCAUUUCCUAGUAAUUUUUAUUAACUUGUCUGUUUAAUUAGCAGAAAAAAAAUAUAAGCUACUGUACAUCUCUACCUUAUUAUGCAAUUGAAUAAGAACCAUUUCCUCUUAGUUGAUUAUAUA
Theobroma cacao (cacao) is the source of this 1719-nucleotide messenger RNA. Its product is annotated as LisH/CRA/RING-U-box domains-containing protein. The record is from RefSeq and is a predicted model, not a curated record. Lineage: Eukaryota; Viridiplantae; Streptophyta; Magnoliopsida; Malvales; Malvaceae. Gene Ontology annotation, biological process: proteasome-mediated ubiquitin-dependent protein catabolic process. Gene Ontology annotation, cellular component: cytoplasm; GID complex; nucleus. Gene Ontology annotation, molecular function: ubiquitin protein ligase activity; protein binding.